Molecule: messenger RNA, 1502 nt
Organism: Coccinella septempunctata (seven-spotted ladybird)
Lineage: Eukaryota; Metazoa; Arthropoda; Insecta; Coleoptera; Coccinellidae
Exons: 4
Coding region: 459-1499 (346 amino acids)
Source: RefSeq, a predicted model, not a curated record
CUAACCUAGGCAAGAGUGAAUGAAAAUAAAUAAAUAAAUAAGGUAUUUGAAAAAUAGUAUUUUUUCAGAUGGACGGAAUACCGAAACAGAAAUAUGAAACUUGCAUGGAGCUUGUUGAGGAAUACCGGAAUUGUAUAAGUAGUAAUCCUUUUUUGAAAUAUUUUUCCUACUGUAAUGAUGCUAGAACCGCAUUUACAAAAUGUACUAAAGAGUUAUACGACUUGGAAAUGGCCAUUAGAAGAGAAAAAAAUAAAAAGAUUAAGGAAGAGAGACUAUCUAGAAUACGGGCACCAUCAGUUGAGCAAAUACAGGGAAAAUGCUAGUUGAUUUAUGUGAAUUAUAUGCAUGAAUGUUAUGUUUAGGAACGUUAUGCUCUGUUGUACAUAAAUAAAUAAAUUUUAUUCCAUCAAAAACUACUCAUUGUAUAUUUCAGUGUCAAAAGUGACAAUAAUAUAAUCAUGGGCAAUUUAUUCAGAAAAAAGAAGGAACCAAACCAACCAGUAGAAAGUAUUAGGGUCAGCCAUAAAGGAACAAGUAUCUACGGCCCAGGCACAAGCAUUAUACCUUUCUCAGUAUCAUCUUUAGAUGAAUACAUAAAAGCCGAGUUGAGUUCUAUGGUAUCAACUUCUUCUUGUACAAGACCAUCGGUAUACCAUUCCGAAGAAUCAGAAAAUAUAUCGUCACACAAAGAUGUAGAAGAGACGGAGUCUGUAAUUCUUACAGCCGCCCAACUAGAAAAUAUCUAUGAGCAGUAUAAAGCCAUGAAUUCGCAAAGUUUAAGCGAAGGCCUUUUUAUGCCUUAUGAAACUUCGAAAGUGGUCAAACACCUUCUCGAUAUGUGGCAAACUGACAUGAUUUUCAAAUUCGAUAAUUAUCAGAUUUAUGCAAGUACUGACGUGAAUUUGCUCAAGAAGUAUUCCGAAGGUAUAAAAGAUGCAGCAGAAUCGGACCCUCAGCAAAUGUUCUUGAGGCACACCAUCAAGAUGAUCAUAACCUACAAAAUGAUACUGGACCGUCUUGAUAACGAUAGAGCGGAAGAAUUACUUCAACAAUUAGCCAUAAGCCAUGGUUUGUUGGGGGUUAAAGGUGAAGAUUUCAAGGAAAUGGAUCUCCACCUUACCAAGUACUUGCUUCAAAGAAACUUGAUAAACGACGAAAGUAUCAUUUCCUUGGUGGCCUUUCUGUCACUCACUUCCGACGAAGUGAAGAGGAGUCUUUCCGAAAGGAGAAACAAGGCAAGGAAUUCGUACAUUUCACAAAUGGGACUGGUGGGAAGACCCAACAUAACCAGAGAUAAUUAUAGGUGCAUGAAACAAUGGUCUCAAGUGGUUUCGUUGAUCAACACCAAAGCCGAUAUAAUCCUGAAACAGAUAAGAAGAAUCAAACCCGAGGUGAAAACGGAGGACGACAUGGUGACAAUUGAUACAGAAACGUUGAAAGCGAAGGAUUGCCUUAUAAGAAGGCUGAGAAAAAUUGGGUUGCUCAAGACAAAUGAUUGAUUG